This is a messenger RNA of Fundulus heteroclitus (mummichog), 3755 nucleotides long. RefSeq names its product cell division cycle 14Ab. Gene Ontology annotation, cellular component: spindle pole; mitotic spindle; centrosome. The transcript has 16 exons. The coding region runs from base 386 to 2191 and encodes 601 amino acids. NCBI's taxonomy places the organism in Eukaryota, Metazoa, Chordata, Actinopteri, Cyprinodontiformes, Fundulidae. The record is from RefSeq and is a predicted model, not a curated record. Gene Ontology annotation, molecular function: protein tyrosine/serine/threonine phosphatase activity; protein serine/threonine phosphatase activity. Gene Ontology annotation, biological process: protein dephosphorylation; positive regulation of cytokinesis; cilium assembly.
AGUUCCAGUCUCGUCAAGCCUCCGGAGCGCUCACAUGCUAACAUGCUAACCCGGGCACAUUUAUCGGGUAAAGGGGGAUAAACAAAACAACAGAAACUAUGGGAACAAAGCCGCGACGAGCGAGAAGCAACCACAGCGACUGACGGGAAACCGAGGAGAAGGUUUUUAAACUUUUUCAACACUCCGCGUCCCGCUUGCUGCUAGCCCCACCAACGGCGAACGUCGGCUAGCAGUUUGAAAAGUUUCAAAAGCCGACCAGGAAUUAGACGGCACCCAUCGUUGGAGUUCUUAGCAGAAGCUGAGCAGCUGCAGGAAUUAGACAGAGCCAGGACGGUGGAGGGUGUGAACUGUGAAGCACUCCCCGGUCCUGUCUGCCCUGUUCGGGAUGGCUGAGGAGGGCGAGCCGCAGGGAGCGGCAGAGUUUAUAAAAGACCGUCUGUACUUCGCCACGUUACGCAGCAAACCCAAAAGCACCGCCAACACCCACUACUUCUGCACCGACGACGAGUUCAUCUACGAAAACUUCUACGCAGACUUUGGUCCUCUGAACCUGGCCAUGCUGUACCGAUACUGCUGCAAGCUCAACAAGAAGCUAAAGUCGUUCACGCUGACCAGGAAGCGGAUCGUCCACUACACCAGCUUCGACCAGAGGAAGAGAUCCAACGCCGCGGUGCUGAUCGGAGGCUACGCCGUGAUUUAUCUGAAGAAAACUCCAGAGGAAGCCUACAGAGCCCUGAUAUCCGGCUCCAACGCCUCCUACCUGCCCUUCAGGGACGCCUCCUUUGGGAAUUGCACCUUCAACCUCACAGUGCUGGACUGUCUGCAGGGAAUCAGGAAGGCUUUGCAGCACGGCUUCUUUGACUUUGAGACAUUCGACGUGGAGGAAUACGAACACUACGAGCGUGUGGAGAACGGAGACCUGAACUGGAUCGUCCCCGGGAAGUUUCUGGCCUUCAGCGGACCUCACCCUAAGUCUAAGAUAGAAAACGGUUACCCGCUGCACGCGCCCGAGGCCUACUUCCCCUACUUCAGGAAGCAAAACGUCACCACCAUCGUCCGCCUGAACAAGAAGAUCUACGACGGCAGACGCUUCACCAACGCCGGCUUCGACCACUACGACCUCUUCUUCGUAGACGGCAGCACUCCCGCUGACGUCAUCGUUCAGCGCUUCCUGCACGUCUGUGAGGCGGCGCGAGGAGCCGUGGCCGUCCACUGCAAGGCUGGUCUGGGCAGAACGGGCACUCUGAUUGGCUGCUACCUGAUGAAACACUACCGCUUCACUGCCGCCGAGGCCAUCGCCUGGAUCCGGAUCUGCAGGCCGGGUUCUGUGAUCGGACCGCAGCAGAACUUCCUGGAAGAGAAGCAGGCGGCUCUGUGGUCUCAAAGCGACGGCUCGCACCUCCAGAAGGGAAAGACGGAGGACAAGACGGCGCGCCUCAUCACCGGCAUGGACGGGCUCUCGUUAGGCUCCGCCCACAACAGCAACGUGACCCGGUCGCCGAGCUCCGACCAUCUACAGGAGGGCGACCUUACCGACGGCUCCGGUCUGACCCAGGGGGACAAACUGCGAGCCCUGAAGAGCCGCCGCCAUCCUCGGCCCGCGCUGACCGCAGGUGUGAGAUUCGAGGAGCAGAAGGUUCACAGCCGCUCGAGCUCUCAGCCGCUCAGGUCAUCGAUGGGAGGCGGUCAGAGCUACGCCUCCGUCCUCAAGCCCUCCAAGUUCCCAGCAUCCUCCUCUUCUUCUUCUUCUUCUUCUCCUGCAGCCAAAAGGAUCGGGAGGAACUCGUUAUCGCCGAUGUCAAACAUCCGAAGCUCAGCUGUCAGCUCGCGAUUGGCCAGCUCCCUCGGAGAUCUCUACGCUGCCGACGUCGAGGAGGACGAGAAGACUCCCUUUCCCUCUCUUCCUCCCUCCUCUGUUUCUGUAAGCCCCUCCCCCUCUCCCUUGGCUCCGCCCCCUCUCUCGAACUACGGUAGCGGUCCUCGGAGCGCGCAACACGAGGUCAACAACAACAGUACCUCGUUGUACGGCGGCUCUGCGGCGCCCCCUGCAGGCAAAGGUUAUAUGAGGCCGCAGCAUCAGGACGUCAGUGCCUACAGGGUCCACGGGCCCUACAGCGCCAUGAAGGGCCCCUCGGGACGUUACCUGAGCCGCUCCAUACCUUCUCUUCAGUCGGAGUACAUCCAGUACUAAAACCGAAGGUUCUACCUGACGGCCCGACCCCCCCCUCCCCCCCAUCACCACCUGAAUGCUCGGGCUUUUAAAGGGAAACAGAAUAAAUCAGCGAGAGCUCGUCUCUCUGGACUGAACCGCUGCUCAGGCUGUAUGUAAAUGUGAUGUAAUCUACACGCGUGUUUGGCUGAACAUGUAUGUACACCAGAGACGGAUUUUAUAUUUGCUAUUCGUUAUAGAAGAAGACGUAUAUUUUUGUUCUAACAAAGUAUUUUUGAGGGUUUUUUCCCCCCUUUUUUUCUUUUUUGAUAAACGGGACGGUCAGCUGAUCGUUACAGUAUUUACGUCCGAUCCGUUCGGGUCAGCGCCAGAUUGUCCUGCUGCUGCCACUGAUCAGCAAUAACGAUGAAGAUGGACCAGGUUAGCCUGUCAGCAGCUAAAGCCGGGGGGCUUGAAGGAGACUUCAGAGCGGGCGCCUUUAAAGAAGCUUUAAAGUUCAGGUUUUAACUGUAAAAAUAAAAAGCAGCUUUAACGUAACGGACUGAAGAUAACGAUGGAUCACCAAGUACACGCAGAGUUCUCAUUCUCAGGUUGGAAAUUAUGACACCAGCACAGAACGAAGGAAUGUUUUUAUCUCUUUUUUUAUUUUUAUUUUAAGACCUCCAACAUACCUGGGGGGAAAAAAAUAAAAUAAAAUGGGCAAUAAACUAUUUUUUUGAACAGCUGAUUGUUGCCUUGAAGACUUGGAGACAUGGGAAGAUUCGUUCAAGUGUUAUUUUUACUGUCGGACUGAAAGAUUUUAUCAGAAUAAACCCGCCGCUGCCUUUAGGGGGCGCUGUAGAGCACUCUGCACAUGUAAUGCUUCAUCACACGACUGUUAUAUUUAAUUAUCUUCUUUUAUUCUCUGUUUACUAAACAAACUGUCGUAGAAAAUUAAACUUAUGUUGUGCUCUUGGAACGCCGAACAGACCCAGAAUGGCCCUUUUUUUUUCCUCCCGUUUCUCUGACAAAGAAGUGCUGCUUAGUAAGAAUAACUUUAUUUAAAGGCGCCUUUGAAAACUUUCAAGGUCACCUUCCAUAAUGAACAACUCAGAGAAGCAUCACGAUUAAAACAUGCGUGACCAAAGCUGCUGGGAUCGUCACCAGCAUCUGAUCGGCUGGACUUGAUCCGCCGCCGCGGGGGAAGUUCUGAGUCUUCAGACCUGAACUACGAGGAGUUUUAAGGGACGGAAGAUGUGGAACUGAUGGAUUCAUCGGCUGGUUUCUACCUUUAGGACUCGAUUUCUAACACGACACAGACCGUCGAUUAAAGGGAAACCUCGGUUCCUCUCCUGCACACAACAAUCAGGCUCAGAGUGCCUUCAACACCUCAUCCUGUUCGAAGGAAAGACUUUUAUUUUGGCGGUCCCCAACAUGAAGAUGUUUGAAUGAAGUUAUGUUGUUUUAAAUCUGUAUUUAUGUCACUGAGACUUUAAAGGGAAGUCAGAAAAUAAUGUCGCUGUUUUGUUUUUUUCUUUUCUCUUAACUGACCGCAGAGUUUCUAUACAGACAAAAACGGGAAAUAAAGUCAAUUAUUCUCACUGUU